This is a messenger RNA of Seminavis robusta, 2458 nucleotides long. The record is from the annotation of a GenBank genome assembly. NCBI's taxonomy places the organism in Eukaryota, Bacillariophyta, Bacillariophyceae, Naviculales, Naviculaceae.
CUAUGGCGACCGAGGUGAUAGGCGAAGCUCGAAAUUUGAAGGCCCUCGACAUAAGAGACCAAUUUGGACGGAGCAGCCGACACCAACAUUUGUGUUGUUCGCUCUCUGCGGUCGAUUCUUGUGGAUCGGUCAGUCUUCUAGUUAGUUGUAGUUGUUAUCUCGCGGAUUCAACUGUAGUCUCUCUUAUUAUCCAAGCUGCAGAGAGGCACCGUCGGUUCCUGUCAGUAAUCUCAUGUGGUGAAGGUGGAAGCAGACAGAAUCCCCAGCGAGUUGAUCAGUCGAGUCGAGUUAAUUGUCGUGGCAUCUGGUUGAAACGGUGUUCGCAAUCAACUCAUCUUCCUGGCUUGGCCAAACAUCAACUCUUCUGUUAUUUGAGUCAACCAACUAGAUCAACAACCAACAAUGGGAAAACCUUCUCCUCGGGUGCCAAUACGUGGUGGUUCUGCAACACAUGUGGCUGUUUCCCGGAGAGAGCGCAUUGAGACACAUGACACUCAUUCAGAGGAACUCAAGCGAGAGGCUCGGCCUAAGGGGUUCUUGAAUGUAGGCAACACUUGCUAUGCCAAUGCUGCACUUCAGUGCUUGCUCAGUACUGCACUGGCAAGUGCACUUCUAGAUCCAAAGCGAGCUGCUGUAAUUCGGAGAUAUAGUUCCAACCCGAAUCUUCUGGCGAUGGGCAGCGGCUCUGUGGACUCGGAGGACCCUGAUGACUCGGAAUCAGAGCAGAAGCGCAAGAUGUCACGGCGUGAAAAGCGCCGGAAGGAACGCGAGGACCGCAAAAUGUACAAGACGUGUCAGUGGCUUACCAAAGAACUCAGAAUGAUCACAAAGGAUUAUGUAAGCAGCUCCUCCCCUCGCUCACCCUCACUGAGCAACCCUAGCAUGAGAGUAUUGGAGUGGUUAGGGUCCUCGGAUUCCAUGUCUGGACAUAACAUUGUCAACCCAGGAAGCAUCACCCGUCAUCCCGACCAGCUAUCCAAAUGCCUCCGGCCGUAUCGACAGGAAGAUGCUCAUGAGUUCCUCAGGGCACUCCUUAGUACGCUAGUGAUGAACGGACACAACAAACAGCUCUCUUGUCUAUUUGAUGGGCUAUUAGAGAGUGCUGUGACGUGCCAAACCUGUCGAAGACCAAGUCUGACCAGAGAUCGCUACAUGGACUUGAGUCUGGACAUUUAUGGGGACCACAUCUUGACUUUGGCUGAUGCUUUGAAUGAGUUCACCAAAACCGAAAUAUUGACCGGAGAGAACAAGGUCUUUUGUCAAAAGUGCGACUGUAAACGAACGGCUUCCAAAGGCCUUCGUCUCGCCACUGCUCCGUCCAUCUUGGUAUGUCACUUGAAGCGAUUUGCGUUUGAUGACUACGGAAACUUGCGGCGACUCCACAAGCGAGUAAAGUUUCCUCUGAGACUUGAAAUUGGAGACUACAUGUCCAAGGUAAACAAGUCCAAGCCUCCACCGUAUGAACUGGUUGGAGUACUUGUGCACCAAGGAAGCACCUGCGACUCUGGACACUAUUUGGCCUAUGUUAGAAUGAACGGUCAGUGGUUCAAGUGCAACGACAGCGAGGUCACCAAGGUCGACGUCAAGACUGUCCUCAAGCAACAGGCAUACAUUCUCAUGUACCAAGUCGAAGAGAUGCGCCGAGACCACGGGCUGCGACAACGGACACGCGAUUCAUCCUCUGUUGCUACGCGCGAAAGACAACGCUCUCGUCGACCCAGUGGAAGAUCCAAGCACCACCCUCAAAAGUCCAACAUCCUCUCACUCUUGUGUGGAGUCGAUGUCUUGGAGGAACACUCGUUUCUCAGUGAGCUUUGUUGUCGCACUGCAGGAGCGGGUGAUGCAUCCGUUUCACCAAUUGGAACCGGAUUUCAUGACUCUAUGGGUGUGGAGCUGGUUGCGACGCUGCGUGACGAUGCCACUGUGGCCUCUACUGUGUGCGAUUCCACUGUAGAGUCUGCAGGGAGUAGCUUACAUCAAGGACCGGCAUUUCGAAAGAGCGCCUCAUCCAGCAACCUUCGCGAAAUCCACGACGAAGCUUCGUCUUCCUAUAUGACCAACAAUGAGAAGGUCAAGCCCCCGCGGAUACGACAGCGAUGUUGCACGACAAGCAACAGCGACGACGAAUCCAACCACCCUCACCGUACGUUCACCAGCACUUAUAGCGACCCUGGUGCUGACGAUCAUUCACCCGAGUAUAAGAGUCUCGGGGAAGCGAAGUGGAGUGCCGAGCGCAUUUCUAGACACAACUGGAAGUAUCGAGAUCUGCCACCGUUGCCAAGCGAUCCUUACGGCAAACGACAUCGACGGUCCUCUUCCGUUCAUCCAACCUCCCCCGUCUAUGCUGCUGACAAAUCUGCGCGAUGGUAAUAGACUAUGUCCCAAUAUAAAGCCCAAUACUACUAUAACUCUAGAGAAGCUUGUGUCUUGUUUCUUCGUAGCACUAUUAUUCAUUCAA